AAGACCAACAAAGACGUUAAAGUAAUUGGUGGUUCCAGUUUGAGUGGCGCAUUUGGAAGAAAAAGACAAGUUGCUUCAACGAAAUUAGUGGAUAAUUCAUACAGGUAGUACUAAGUUUGGUCUUCCCGCUAAACACACCAUACGUUCAUUUGGCGUCGUUUUCACCAUGUCGCAAAUCCCACCAGAGAUAUCUGGUGUACUAGUCCAAUUGCUGUCGGGUUUGGCUUCCACAGAUAACGCCAUACGUCAGCAGGCUGAACACACGCUCAACAAGGAGUGGACUAGGAAAGACCGCGUCGAUAUUCUUCUUGUUUGGCUUGCUCAGCAGGCUGCAACUGCGGCCGACGACAGCACCAAGGCCUUCUCAGCAGUGCUAUUUAGACGUUUUGCCAUCAAGUCGCCUUCUGAGCAGGGCUACUCCGUCACCGCAAGACAGAUUGACCACAUCAGCGAGCAGGCCAAGACGGAGGUGCGCAAUGUCCUAUUGCAAGGUUUCACUGCUCCCCAGUCCAAUAAUGUCAGACACAAGCUCGCCGACGCGGUCGCCGAGGUUGCAAAGGACGACUCGUUUGGCUGGCCAAACCUGCUGCCUACUAUCAUGCAGGCCACCACCAACCAAGAUCCCAGCUUUAGGGAGUCCGCUUUUAGAAUCAUAAGCACCACUCCCGCAAUAAUUACCAACUAUCAGCUCCAGGACACGCUCAAGAUGUUUCAUGUUGGUUUUGAGGAUGCCAGCGACGACGUGAGAAUUGCUGCGUGCUCUGCCUUCGUCGCGUUCUUUGAGAAUUUGCCCAAGUCGCAGUGGACCAAUCUCAGCUCUCUGCUGCCCAACUUACUUAACUCCCUGCCUAGGCUGCUGGAAAACGGCAAGGACACAGCACUGGCUUCUGUCCUGGAAAGUCUGAUUGAGCUGGUGGACCUCGCACCGAAGAUGUUCAAGCCUAUGUUCCCCACCAUCAUUGGUUUUUGCUCCGAGGUGGCUCAGAAUAAAUCUCUCGACUCUACGGCCAGACUGGCGGCUCUUGAGCUGCUCACAACCUUCUGCGAGACCUCGCCGAACAUGUGCAAGAGGGAAUCGUCAUAUGCCACUACGAUUGUGCUCGUGACUCUCAAACUGAUGACCGAGGUGUGCAUCGACGACGAGGACGCGUCAGAAUGGAACAACUCGGACGAAAUCGACAACGACGACGAAGAGGAUGAGUACAAUGCUGCAAGACAGUCUCUCGACAGAGCAGCUCUUAGACUUGGCGGCCAGUCCUUGGCUGGCCCGUUGUUCCAGUACCUGCCGCAGAUGAUCCAGUCCCAGGACUGGCACGAGAGACAGGCGGCAUUGAUGGCGCUCUCGUCUGCUGCUGAGGGGUGCAGAGAGGUACUUAUUGCCGAGAUCCCCAAGAUCCUCGACCUGAUCUUGCCCUCCUUGCAGGACAGUCAUCCACGAGUCCAGUACGCAUGCUGCAACGCUCUAGGCCAGAUGUCCACCGACUUUGCUGACGUCAUUCAGCGAACCUCGGGUGACCGCAUUUUGCCUGCGCUGAUCUCCAUGCUCACCACAAAGAACGUGCCACGGGUGCAGGCCCACGCUGCUGCUGCUCUUGUGAAUUUCUGCGAGGACGCUACGAAGGAGGUUCUGGAGCCAUAUCUGGACGAUUUGCUGACCAACCUGCUGACGCUGCUGCAGAGCGCUCCAAAGAGAUACGUCCAGGAGCAGGUGAUCACCACCAUUGCUAUUGUGGCAGACGCUGCAAAGACCAAGUUCAUCAAAUACUACGACACCCUGAUGCCGUUGUUGCUGGAGGUACUGAGAACCGACAUGGGUGAGGAGAACAGGCUGCUCAAGGCCAAGUCGAUUGAGUGCUCGGCACUGAUUGCUUUGGCGGUCGGCAAGGAAAAGUUCAUGCCGAACGCGCAGGAAAUCGUCCAGCUUUUUGCUCACAUCCAAAAUAACCUAAGCGGGGAAGACGAUCCGGCUAAGACGUAUUUGGAGCAAGGCUGGAGCAGGAUUUGCAAGCUGAUCGGAAAAGAUUUCAUUCCGUACUUGCCUGGUGUUCUGCCUCCGCUGUUGGAGGCUGCCAAAGCUGCACAGGACAUUUCGAUCGUGGACGAGGACGAGGUAGAUGAGCUCAACCAGAAUGAGGAAUUUGACGUUAUCCAGCUGGCCGGCAAACACAUUGCAGUGCACACGGCGAUUCUCGACGACAAGACGGCCGCGAUCGAGCUACUCAAAACUUACGCCGAAGUGCUGGGAGGAGACUUUUUCCCGUACGUGGAGGAUAUUGCAACCCAUAUUGUGAUACCUGGUCUUGAUUUCUAUUUGCACGACGGCGUGAGAGGCUCUUCCGCCCUGACCAUGCCUGCUUUGCUCCAGUGCACCAUUGAGGCCACCGGCUCUUCAACAUCGCCUCAGGCCACACAGCUGUGGACACAAAUGUUCGACAAGCUUGUGCACCAGCUGGGAACCGAUCCAGUUCCAGAACUACUUGUUGCGUACUACUACGCCAUCUCGAAGGGCUUGGAGCUGAUUGGCGCAAAUGUGCUGUCGGACGAGCAAAUCCUAGCUGCCGGAAACUCGAUUCAGACCAACCUGACCGAGAUCUACGAGAGAAUCAAGAGCAGAGAAAAUGCCGACGACGAGUACAACGAGGAGGUCCAGGAGGACGACGAGGAGUACACUGACGAAGAAUUGCUCGACGAGAUCACCAAGGGCAUCACCGCGAUGUUCAAGAGCACAAGAGAACGGUUCCUGCCGGCAUACCAGUCUCUGAUCCCGACUCUUGCCUCGUACCUGAAUGACGAAAACACCUCGCUGAGAUUGCUGGCGCUGUGCUCCGUUUCUGACCUUGUAGAGUACGCUGGUCCUCUGGCGUUCCAAUACAAGGACUUCUUUAUGAACCCUGUUGGCGAGUCGCUCACAUCUCCUCAGGCAAGUAUUAGACAGGCUGCCUCGCAUACCGUGGGUGCCUGCGCGCAAUACGGAAGAGACAACUUUAAAGAUUUCUGCAUUGCCACUCUGGGAUCGAUGCUGGCCAUGUGCAACGUCCCGGACUCGAAAGCAGAGGAGAACCUAUCUGCUACCGAGAACUCUAUCGCUGCCAUUGCCAAGGUGCUGCACUCCUUCGGCUCCAAUGUUCCAAAUGCCAAUGAGGUGGUGGAGAACUGGCUCAAGCUGAUGCCUGUGCUACAGGAUGAUGAAGCGGCACCGUAUGCUUAUAUGUUCCUUGCCGAGCUGAUUCAACAGCAGCAUCCAGCUGUCGCUGGCAUGAUCCCCAAAAUCGUGGACGAUGUGGUACAGGCGCUACUUUUCGGCUCGAUCUCCGGCAAGACCGCCGAGAAAGUCGUGGGAACCGUGAAACAGCUGCUGGGAACUUUGCCUCAGGACCAGGCCAUUGCUCUUUUGAAUAAAUACAACACGGAGGGAAAACAGGUGAUAAGCGAGUGGUUUGCAUAGAGUACCUGGUGAGUCGUAUAUAUUAAUCUUCAACAUUAAUUUGAUUUUGUAUUGAUAAGAUAUUCAUUUCGAAAAGCAAAGACUAAACCAAAAAAUAGUGAUAAAAUGCGAAUUUAAACAGCUUGGCGCUCCUCCGGCUUUGACUCCAAAUAUGGGAGAAAUUGCUGCAAAUCCAGCUCAACAGUGCCCUUCGGAAUUUUGGAGGGCUUGAUUGGAGAAGGAUGGAUUUUCAUGAAAUCUAGUAAUUGUCUGAACGAGCUUGAGCGUGCGUCAUCAAAAAGCUCCACAAAUUGUCUCACGAGAUUGCACAAAACAUCGCUCUGGUGAAUAAUGCUUGUGAUGUACUGGAUCUUUGGCUUACUAGACGAGUUUUCAAAGCCAACCAGGUUUGACAGCAUCUUCGAAGCAAUAGGUAUCAGGGUUAAGUCAUUAAGCAAAACCGUCUUCAUCAUCUUGAACAGACUAAGCAGCCCAAACUCCUUGUAAACAAGUAAGUAACUAAGAAGCGAGUCAAGCUGAUAGUGGUACAACAUAUUGCAAAACGAUCUGUCGUACAAAGACGAAGAGUCCACCAAUUCUGGGAACCUGCUAAAAUUGCCGCAGACUUUCAAGCUGCUGAGCGUAGCUGCCAGGUUCAGAUCAACAGACUUGUUUAGUAUCUUGUAAUCCAACCCAUGCUGUGACCUGAACAGAGCCAGCUGCGUAAAAGUUUUUUGCUUGAACUUAUUCAUCGUGUCAUCUUUGACCGCAGAUCUUUGUUCGGUUGAGAAUUUCAUUAAGCCAAGCUCAUCAUUGAACUCUCUCAAAAAAUUGUAAACUUUAGACUUCACAAUAGCACACAAAAGAACACAGUCCUGUAACACCCUAGUGCCCUUAACUCUAUGGCAAGGGCCGGAAUGAAGUGAAUUGAAGGCUGCUUUUGUUUGUGCCCGAACUUUCUUCAGCGAAUCGUCACCCAUGAUGAGAUUGUUCUCAAAAAUGAAAUUGGAUUUUCCUAACGGAGGAAUGUACUCGAAUCCAAACGGGUGCUUGAGCAACUCUGGAACUUUUGCAGAUUGACCAAUUAAACCAAAAAGCUCCUUGUUCAAGCUUGAUGAAAGUACAAACUGCACAGUCUCCAACAGUGCGUAAAUUGAUAAUCUGCUUCCCAUGUCGUUUAACAGCGCAGAAAGCUUCAAGAAGGACUCGAAAGUAUUCAGAUUGUAGUCGAUGUUCUUCAAGCUGACUUUCAAGUAAUUUAGUAAAUUUAACUCCUUUGGGUAAUCAAGCUUAAAGUUUUGGUCCACAAUCUCAAACAACAUCUUCAUGGUAGUCUCUGUGACUUCGUACGUGUAAGAGUCAUUUGUGAUGCCCAAACUUUCCUUGUAAUUGGAGUUAUUAAUGUUCAAAAGGAUCACGAGCAAAUCGUGAUCGUCGAUAUUAACUAGUGGAACAUUGGUGACAAUAAACUCACUAAUAUUUGCCAGCAAAUAAUAGCCCAUCUUUUGCAAAUUAGUGGUACUCCUUGAUUGCAAGUUGACGAUCUUGUGUAAGGUCUUCAACAGCGCUGGCCUGUGCAAAGAGUACAAUGAGACCAUCUCACUGUUUGCGUCAUUUUCCAGGUAAAGCUUCAACACCUCGUUGAGCUUCCCAAAAGACAUGUCAGAUUUGGCACAAAUAUGAUGUAUUUUUAGUAAUGCAUCGACACUUUGAGUAGCAACCCGUUGAUAGUUGUGAGGAAAUAAAAUGCCAAACAGGGUGCGCGAGUCCUUGUCUUCACACAGCGAGCUUUGUGCUAAAGUUUCACAGCGAUUGAAGUUCUCAAAAAGAGCGUGUAGGCCUCCGCUGGCUGUUAGAUGAGUUUGCGACUCUCCCGCAAAUAUGUGCGUGAACAUGGUGUAAGUGUCUUUUUCAGUGAACGAAGACAAGAGCGUAUCAAACAUAUGUUUGUUCAUUAGAUGCAUAGCAAUGAAAAGGGUGAAGUGUUGCUUGAUCAUGUUUUGCUCUGCAUGGUUGUAAUUUGGAGCCAGAACAAGAGUUUUCAAAAUCGGUUUGACAAGAUUGUACUGUUCAAGGCUCAGCAAAGAACCAAAGUUCCUGAACCCAAAGUUUGGGUGCGUUUGCUCUAGUUGGAAGUGAUACUUGAACAAGCCCAUAGCAGCCAAAGAAAUACUUGCAGCUUUUUGGAACGAAAGCUCACUCAUUUGACUAGUCAGUACACUGUUGAGCUCUUUGGUCAAUUUGAUGAUAGUCAAAACCGUGAUAAAUUCCAACUGUAACUUGUCUUUGGUUUCGGGGUCUGCGUCCGUUAGCCUUUUGGCUAGAUUCUCAAUAUCGAUUUUUGUGCGGCUUUCUUGCACCAACGACUGUAGAGUCUCCAGAACACCUGUUGAGCUCUGUUGAUCUUUGUUCAGAGCCGAGUUAAACACAUCCUCAAUUGUGUAAAGCUCUGAAAGGUCCGGAUCACUAUCGUGCUCGUCGUCAUGGUCGAUCCUGUGCUCCUGAGACAAUCUCCUAUUUGCUGAUCCCGAGUCGGACGAGAACUCGGACGACGAGAUCGAGCUUGCGUUUGAUCCAAGCUCCAGGCUGAGUUCUGCUGAUAACGGAGACUCGUCCGUGCAUGCAUCUUGAACAAAAUCAGGCGUCAGGUUCAUUUAUGCGGCAAACGUGUAAUUUCUCCCCCUAUUUCGAUGCUGUGUCUUGUCAACAGAGUGUGUGGUCAAUAAC
Messenger RNA from Ogataea polymorpha, 6151 nucleotides. RefSeq lists its product as uncharacterized. The coding region runs from base 167 to 3445 and encodes 1092 amino acids. Gene Ontology annotation, molecular function: nuclear import signal receptor activity. Gene Ontology annotation, biological process: protein import into nucleus. NCBI's taxonomy places the organism in Eukaryota, Fungi, Ascomycota, Pichiomycetes, Pichiales, Pichiaceae. The transcript has a single exon. The record is from RefSeq and is a predicted model, not a curated record. Gene Ontology annotation, cellular component: cytoplasm; nucleus.